Prunus armeniaca (apricot) is the source of this 1419-nucleotide messenger RNA. The record is from the annotation of a GenBank genome assembly. NCBI's taxonomy places the organism in Eukaryota, Viridiplantae, Streptophyta, Magnoliopsida, Rosales, Rosaceae.
AUGCGCCUAUCUUUAGAACAACAUUGGAAGCAUUUGCAUAAGUUCCUCCAGAUUGUCAAAUCCAAUGGUCUAGUUGUUUCAGCUAAGAAAAUCAAGUCGUUUCAAACUAAUGUCAGAUUUCUUGGUUUUAAUAUAUGCCAGUCACGGAUUUUACUAAUUGAUCGAGUCAUUCAGUAUGCUGAUAAGUUUCUUGAUCAAAUUCUUGACAAGAGUCAGCUUCAGAGGUUGCAGAGUAAUCCUCCUCCUUGGUCGUCUGUUCACACUGAAAUUGUCACACAAAUCAAGGUUCAUCUCAAGACACUUCCCUGUCUUGGUAUUCCUUCAGUCGAUUCUUUUAAAAUAGUUGAAACAGAUGCCUCUGACAUUGGUUAUGGUGGCAUUCUCAAACAAAGAUUUGCCCUUCAGUUGCCCCAGCAUCUUUUAAAAAAAUUGUCUCCUUAUUUGCCCAAGAGUAAUUCUCAUUUGUUCAUCCUUGAGCCAAUCUAUGAUUGUCAUUCUGAUCCAGUUGCUAUAGCUAAAGACUACUUCCCUCUGGGAUUUCACUAUAUGCCUCCAAGUCCCUAUAAGUCUCUCAAAUACUAUAGAGAUAUCUUAAUUGAAACCCAAUCAGUUGAAAUCAAGCCGAUAAGGGAUCGUGACCAUCCUGAGAUCAUUCUUUAUCAUUCUAUGUAUAUCUACAAAAUCCUGCGUCAAGAAUCAUUCAGCAGUAAUCCCUACGAGUUGAAAAUCCUGCAGUCGAAAUUACAAUAUAAUUAUUCUGAUUAUAUUGAAGCCUGGUAUUCUAUUUUCCUCCAUCAAUCUGAGGAUUUUAGACACUCCUGGUUUAUUAAUUUUGACAACAAAUUCAAAAGCUCUUUUCCCUACUGGUUCCUUCACUGGUGGGAAAAACAUGGUCCAGUUGAUGAAAUCCUAUCCGUCCAAAUUCACGAGUUGAUAUGUUAUUUUACUCAAAAGGCCAAAUUCUCUAAGUUAGAUUUGUUCUUCCCAAAACAGUUGCUUUUCAUUGCCAGAUAUAAAGUCCCCUGGAUCCUGAAAUGGUCCUACAAAGUUACCAAAGAUACCAGAGUGUUUGCCCGCCAGUAUUCUGUUAAGUGGUGGGAUAAAUUUGAAGUUGAUAGUAUUGCCAAAUAUGUCUACAAUGAUUUUCCUCAAGUUGCAGUUCCUCCUAAUCCUCAGCCAACAUCUUCUACUGGUUCUACCAGAUCUUCUCUCUCAAUCGAGGGAAAAUCAAAAGCUGAACUACAGGAAAUUGCCCGACAGUUGAUUAUUCAAGCCUCACAAAUGAAUGAUGAUGAGGACAAUGAUUCCCAGUCGUCAUCCAGCUGUCUUCCCAUGCAGAGUCCUGCCAAACCCAAGCGGUGGGCAAAUUAUGAAGAUUCUCAAGACCCAUAUGCCGCCUAUGAUUUGAAUUCUGAUUAG